AUGAGUGCACUUCAUCGAGCUGGAGCCACUCGUUGGAGCUCUCACUAUGACUCUGUUAGGAGCUUGAUAGAAAUGUAUGGUGCAUCAUGUAAAGUUCUUGAACAUCUCAGUAACGAUGGGGCAAUUGGAUCUAUACGUGGGGAAGCUAGUGGUGUUUAUGCUGCAAUUAUGACCUUUGAGUUCAUAUUUCUCUCGCAUUUGAUUGAUAAAAUCAUGGGAAUCACAGAUUUACUUUGCCAAGCUCUACAACGUAAAUCCUUGGAUAUCUUGAAUGCCUUGAGAUUAGUUCAACAACGAAAGCUCUCCUUUCCAGAUUUAGACAAGAUGAAGUGCGUCGUUCGUUCAUGUCAACGACAAGAUCCUAUUACAAUCGAACACCAUUAUCACUUUGAUGUCUUCAAUGAGGUAAUUGAUUUUCAAUUGAUGGAGUUAAAUAGUAGAUUCAACGAGAAAUCAGUGAAACUUCUUACUCUAAGCUCUGCUUUGGAUCCGAGUGAUUCCUUCAAAGCAUUUAAAAUUGAAGACAUAUGCAAUCUUGCAAGCAAAUUUUAUACUCAAGAUUUCAGUUCACAAGAAAUCCAUGCUUUGAGAUUUACGUCAAGAAAGUCACAGAACUAUUAUCUGACUGAGAGAUUGAUUCGUCUAGUAUUAACUCUUCCCGUUUCGACGGCGACUACAGAACGGGCAUUUUCAGCUAUGAAGCAUGUUAAGACAGCCAUUCGUAACAAAAUGGAUGAUGAAUUUCUUGCAGAUUGCAUGGUUCUUUACAUUGAACGAGAACUUGCUGAGAAAGUCAAUUUAGAUUUUUUAUUUUAUGCGUUAAAUAGGAGUAAUGUCGUAGAUAACUCUAAAAAAAUUUCCGGGGACGCUGCCCCCGGACCCCAUCAACUUCUAGUAGCCCCCAACUCCAAUUCCUGGUUCCGCCCUUGCACGUGA
Molecule: messenger RNA, 936 nt
Organism: Tripterygium wilfordii
Lineage: Eukaryota; Viridiplantae; Streptophyta; Magnoliopsida; Celastrales; Celastraceae
Exons: 4
Coding region: 1-936 (311 amino acids)
Molecular function (GO): protein dimerization activity
Source: RefSeq, a predicted model, not a curated record